This is a messenger RNA of Diachasma alloeum, 902 nucleotides long. Its product is annotated as zinc finger CCHC domain-containing protein 10. Gene Ontology annotation, molecular function: zinc ion binding; nucleic acid binding. Lineage: Eukaryota; Metazoa; Arthropoda; Insecta; Hymenoptera; Braconidae. Bases 152 to 760 code for a protein of 202 amino acids. The record is from RefSeq and is a predicted model, not a curated record. The transcript is spliced from 4 exons.
ACUUGAUGGCUCCUACUUCUACGUGAUCGCGAAUAGAAUAGAUAAAGAAAAGAUACGGAUUUUUUUUAAGAGGAGCGGGACAUUAAAACGAUGUUGCUGUGGAUUUAUUUUGGUUUACUCAACCGCACGAGUGCAUGAUUGUGCCAGUGUGAUGAGUUCGAAUGGAUUGGAAUUGUUCAAAAAACCGUAUCCAUACCCUCAGGGCAUGAGGUGCCAGAAGUGUCUGGAGAUGGGACAUUGGAGUUAUGAAUGUAAAGAAAAACGAAAGGAUCUUCACAAAUCAUCGAGACCGGUUCAGUUGAAGAAAGCACGGAAGGAUAUUGUUUCAGGAAAUUUGAAUCCAUACCCUCAGGGCAUGAGGUGUCAGAAGUGUCUGGAGAUGGGACAUUGGAGUUAUGAAUGCAAAGGAAAACGAAAGUAUCUUCACAGAUCGUCGAGAACGGUUCAGUUGAAGAAAGCACUGAAGAAUAUUGAAUCAGGAAAUUUAGAGCCUAAGAAAACAGAAAAAUCUCUCCCGAAAAAAUCAAAAAGAACAAACUCAGGGUCAUCAAGUAGUUCGAGUGACUCAGAUUCCUCCAGCAGUGACAGUGACAGCAGCACUUCGAACUCGAGUUCAGACAGUGACUCAAAUUCGAGUUCAAGCGGUGAGAGCUCCUCGAGCUCGUCCAGCAGCUCUAGCAGUUCCUCUAGCAGCUCCUCCUCGAGCAGUGACUCAGAACCAUCAAAGAAACGUCGCAAAAAGCAGAAACGCAGAUCGUAAUCCUAUCGAUAAAUCUCACGAGCACUAUUUUUCAUAUUUCAUAUGACUGUUUGUAAAUACAACUGAACAAAACAACUCAUUACCGCAAAAUGAAUAUUUUAUGUAUAGAAUAAAGAGAAAGACAAUUUUGUGAUUGAAAUUA